AUGAUAUUAAUCACCAGAUCUGCCAUUAAAUUUUCUCUGUCAAACAGUGCGGCGCAAAGCGCAUCACGUCGAGCGCUCUACACCACCCCUCUCGUGCGCUCAGGCGGCUUCAACCGACCCGGCCCCCCACCUUUGCCACCACAGGAGCAAAAGGAGUUCGAAAACUUGGUCAAGCAAAAGCAGAAUGCAUCACCUUUUCUCUCAAGCUCGGAUCCAGAAAAGGGCGAAAUGCACCCGGAUGCUCGACGAAAGCCCAAAGCUGAAUUCGAAGGAGAGACGAACCCUACCACGGGCGAAGUUGGUGGUCCCAAGAAUGACCCGUUGAAGUACGAGAAGGAGUGGACAUACGGCGGGCGAGCCACCGAUUUCUAG
Molecule: messenger RNA, 372 nt
Organism: Mycosarcoma maydis (corn smut)
Lineage: Eukaryota; Fungi; Basidiomycota; Ustilaginomycetes; Ustilaginales
Exons: 2
Coding region: 1-372 (123 amino acids)
Biological process (GO): mitochondrial respiratory chain complex II assembly
Cellular component (GO): mitochondrion
Source: RefSeq, a predicted model, not a curated record